Micropterus salmoides (largemouth bass) is the source of this 4813-nucleotide messenger RNA. RefSeq lists its product as uncharacterized. Gene Ontology annotation, molecular function: nucleic acid binding. The record is from RefSeq and is a predicted model, not a curated record. The transcript has 11 exons. NCBI's taxonomy places the organism in Eukaryota, Metazoa, Chordata, Actinopteri, Centrarchiformes, Centrarchidae. The coding region runs from base 672 to 1994 and encodes 440 amino acids.
CCUGCAGAGUCGCUCAUCAGAGGACCUUGUGUUAAUAUUUGUCAAAUUACUCUUUUCAAGGUCAAACAUGAACUUGAAUGCUCAUAUUAUAUAUAUGUAUAAGUACUGUGUAUACUUUAAUACUCUAUAUACUCAAAGUAAAGACAUAAAAUAUCUGUCGUUUAAGUAGGAAAAUAAAGAAAUAAAAGGUCCAACACAUUAAUAGAAGUGCAGGAUAUUGAUGGAUAAGUUCCAAAAGUAUCAGCAAUGAAUAAAUAUAAAUCGAUCAAUACUUUUAUGUACAGUCUGAAUACUUCUUCCACCACAGACUGAGGUUAAAUAUUCGCUCUCUCACUAACACAACAGGCAGCAUGAAAGUGAAAGUGUGAACUUUUCUCAGCGGGCUAAACCACUGUUUACAUGCGGGGGGGCUGCAUGUCAUCUUGAAACUGUACGUUUGAGGAUUAACAGUCUAAGUUGGAAAUAAAAUUUAUAUUUGAUGAUGAAAAGUAUUACUCUUCAUUUAUUUUAGCAUUAAUUCAUGGUAAAGCAGAGCAGCGAGCGGGUUUUAAAACAUGAUCUAAGUUGGUCUCUUCCACCCGAGUCACUGCACCAAAAAAACUAAAGAAUUCAAACUUCCCGCCACUGAGAGGGCAAACGGCGAGUUCACCUGGAAAGAAAACCGACAAAAGAUGUCUGAUAUUUCAGAGAGAGACUGGAGAUCAGCUCUGACCGCCAUCCUGGAGCAGCUAGAUCAACAACAGUACGUGAAGAUGAAGGAAUUUCUGGACAAAAUCCCUAAAGGUCAGAGGGACAAAAAGUCCAGAGUGACGAUGCCCCAAAAAAUCAUCGAGUGCUACGGAUUAGAAGAGUCCAUCUCUGUGGUCAGGAACGCAAUGGAAGAGAUACCAAGGAGGGACGCUGUAGUCCAGGACCUGCUGCGCCCCUUUGUGGACAAACUGAGGAACAAACACGACAUAGAGAAUAAAGGGAAGAAGAGGAAAUGUGAUUGGGAUAAGGAGGAAGGAAGACCUGCAGGAGAUCAACAGAAAUGCUGCCCACCUGACAUGCGAGACGGGAAUCUCCAGGAGAGCGACGCCAGUUCUUGGAGGAAAAGCAUCUGUGACCUGAACGCCAGCGGUGAACUUGAACUUGGAAAAGCCAUUGUUGGGAAAGUUAUUCAGAAAUCCAGUCUGCACAUGUAUCGGAACAGCAAAGAUCAGAAAAAGUUCUUCUGUUAUGUGAUAGCAGCUGAUGAGACAGCUGCUGUCAAACUGAUGGUUUAUGGGAAAAAGCACUAUAAGAACAUUGAGGAAGAGAAAUCCUACUUGUUCAGAAAGCUUUUAAUACAUAAGGGUUGCGUUAGGGUGACCACAGAGAGCAAAGUGUCAGAGACGAGCCCUGUUAACGUCCCAGAUGACCUCGAGAUGGAAGCUCGGACGCUCGUUUGUCCAGUUUGCACCGUUUCUGAAGCCAAAUUAUCUGCUGACAAGACUGACGUGAGCGUCGAGGGAACCGUGACAGAGAUCAAUCGUGGCGAACACGUUGAGGUGAAGGACGAACGGAAGAAGGCAAAGAAGAAAAGCUUCCAGCUGAAAGACGACACCGAUUCCAUCAGCGUCUGUAUGUGGGGUGAAAACACCAAGCAGUGCAAAGGAUUAUCAGUUGGAGAUGUGAUCAAGGUCACCAACGCGAGGACCAAUCAGUACCAUGAAACCGUCUCACUCAACUCAACCAGGUUCACCAGAAUUCACAAGGUGCAAAGUGCUGGCAUCCAGAAGGUGAGAAUCGAGAUUUUAGGAAUCGUAAAAGCCACGAAGAAGGGAACCGAACUGGAGGUCAACUUCAACCAACAGAUGACCACGCUUCAUGUGUCUUCUGCAAGUCUGGCGAAGGCGUUUGACCUCAAACUGGAUGGUUUCAAAGAAAUUCUGCUCAAUAAAAUGCCGCUUUCAGCAGAUGCAGUAAUACAAGGAAGUAAAAUUAAAGAAAUAACAGCUGCUUAUAGGACGUAAAAAUAUCUUGUCCUGGGUUGACUCUGGUUUUGAGAACAUAUCAGCAACAAACAUCUCAUUUUUACUGUUUUCAGUGUUUGGCAGAGGGUUGAUUUGUUAUCACUGACUUGGAAUAGAAACAUGGUUUUAUAAAUCCAGACAUAUAUGCAGCCUCUCAGUUGUUUGGUUGUUUUCUCAGCCCAGCCUCCCUCACUGUCAGACCAAGAUGGCUGAACCUCAGAGCUUCCUCUUCCUCGUCCUCUCACUCCACCUGCCUUUCUCUUGUCUUUGCAUCUAUUGCCCCAGAACAGAAGAGCUCACCUGUGUAGGGUUUGAUAUCGAGAAGCCCAAGUCGGAGAUUCAAUAAGAAUUGCUAAAAUUUAAACAAUACCCAACCCUACACCUGAGGCCCUUUUAGUCUAUAGCUCUGAUUGCUAAUUGAAGAAAUGUGCAACAAAGGGAGUCAGAGAGGAGGAAGGAAGUUCAGCAUUGUGACUCGCAGUAGGGCUGAAUGACUUUUCGGCCACAUAUUGCGAUUUACAAUUCGAUUUUGAGAUUUUUCUUUUUUAGCUUAAGUUCAAUAUUCACUGCCAGUUUUUAGGGGAAGCUGCGUCAAGCAGCACAGAGCAGAUGACCUGGGCAGGAAGUCAGACACCAAAAUAAAACACCCUGUGCAGACUCCCCACGGUACAUCAACAAUAAACACAGUUAAAACAAUAGAAGCACAAAAAUCAAGGACAGCUGGACAAAUUAACUAAAUCUGAACACGUCAGCAAAAUCAAUCAGGCAGAACGCUCUUAUUUUGAAAUGCUCCAGGGGUCCUUAUGGUGGCUCCAGGGGUCCUCGGCAAAAAGGGGAAUAGCUUCAUUUUUUCACUAUAAUUCCAUCCAUAAGCAACAUAAUUACUAUUUCGGUCUUGGGUUUCAUGCACUUUCUUUAAUAAAACUUCUACCAAUCUAAACCAAUCAAACAUACCAAUCAGUCUUUCACGCCUCAUUGUAGACAUCUCGGUCACGUGACAACUGAUGUGAGAAGAACCCCACAGAAAGUCAGCAACUCAUCCAUGUUCAGAUUGGUUUGCACUAUAUAGGUAUUUGACAUAAUUAAUAAUAAUUAUUUAAUUAGCUGACACUCUUAUCCAAAACUGCUUUCACUUGCUAUGUAUGUCAGAGGCCUCUGGAGCAACUAGACACUGGUUAAGAGUCUUGCUCAGCGACACAUUGGUGGAUGCAUCACAGCGGAAAUAUCUCACACCAAAGACGUGUGCCUUAGCCACGGCUCCGUCGCCACCCUGCUACUGACCUCUCAAACCAAUCCUCCAGAUAUUGCCAUUAAAUACCUAUCUGAGCCAUCGCUGUCACUUUCAAAUCCUACUCUUUCAAAUGUAGGAAUGAUCGUGAUGCUGCUCACAGCACUUGGGGGGUCUCGUAUGUCCAGGAGGUCCAACACAUCUGAUCACAGCCAAAACCUGUGUUUUCAGUUGAAGCACUGUUUUAUACAACCAAACAAUAACAAAUUUACACCUCUUACGAGCAAGAUAUAUAUGCAGGAGUAUGAUUCUCAAAACAAGAAUAUAUGGGCUGCAGGGCUCCUGCAUUAUAUUCACGUCGUGUUUGUCCGAGCUGCUGCGUCAGGGCUAAGAAUCAGCAGAGGCCCCACGGUACGACGAGAUAGCCAUAUUAAAUAUAUUUUUAUAAACUUCAACUCAUGUCCGAAGAGAGAAACUUUGUCAACAUCUGUUUUAUCUAAAAAAAGAUCCAUUUCUCUGUUUGUACAUCUCACUUUUGGUGGAGCUGAUUUAGCAAUUAGCUUCACAGUCCUCAGCCAACGCCAUCUCUGGACGGCGGCGUGUGAGACGAGCCCUCGUGUUCAGGGCAUUCCCAGAGUAUUUUAUUUCCACACGACACUCCCGUAGGUCGUAUCCAUCUCUGUCCCCUCCUUCAUAAAAUGCAAAGUAACUCCAUACAUGUGACUGAAACACAGACGCCGCUUUCUUGCUUUCUUUCUCUGAUGCCGCCAUCUUUAUUUUACCAACUUUCUCCUGCACGCUGACGUUCGACCCUGUUGACCUCGCCAGAAAAAACCUCAACGGCUAGUGGACUGAAAAAGCUAUUGAUAUUGUUAUAGUAUCAAAAGAUCCAUUCUAAUUUGCAUUUGUAUAAUAAAAGGUCGAUACUUGGCGCCCGUGUAUCGGUACAGCUUUGUCACGGUACUAUGCUGCAUGUGAUGUUAGACACAUAUGAUCUGUCCACAGACAAAAAGCACCGUCUCUGUAAGCUGUUGAGAUGCUAAAUGAGAGAAAUCAUUUCCAUCAUCGUCCUUUGUGCUCGUUUAACUUUUUAAAAUGUCUUUUUUUUCCAGCUGCCACGAGCAAACUCGCAGCCGACUCAGGUUCAGCGGCCAAGAGGCAAAAACUCGCAGCUGUUCCACAGAAGAGCUGCCAACCUGCCAAGGUUGAUGCUGCGAAGCCCAAACGGAAGAAGGCAGAUUCAUCGCUGAAACCUUCUGGAUCCACCAAAACCUCCAAGGUCCAGAGUGGCGCCGCCCAGCCGGGCAAAAUGAAACCAGCAGGACUCAAAAAGGCCAGUAAGAAGAAUGCUCGCCUGGAGGAACUGGACUUCAACUUCCUGUUCUAGAUGUUUACUGCGAGAAAUUACUUGUAGCUUCAAGCUGGAGCGUGCGCACAAUAGAAAGAUGAAACGUGUGUAGAAGGUGUUUAAGCUAUGUUGCUUUGUGUUUUUCAGAGCUGCCGGUGCUCCAUCAGAGGCCGUCUGUCCUCUGCAUGUCCUUUCUGUUUAGCUUUUGUCUGAAUAAAGAGUCACUUGUGGCAGUCAACCCAC